[Torrubiella] hemipterigena is the source of this 702-nucleotide messenger RNA. The record is from the annotation of a GenBank genome assembly. Lineage: Eukaryota; Fungi; Ascomycota; Sordariomycetes; Hypocreales; Clavicipitaceae.
AUGCGUUCCAACACUCUUUUCAGCCUAGCUGCUCUUGGUGCAGUCGUCUCUGGCUACGAUUUGCCUGAUAACCUGCGCAAGAUCUACGACAACCACAAGCCAGGAAGCUGCAAGUCUGCCCUUUCUGGAAAGUCGUCCACUAAUGCCGUUUUCUGUGGUGAUAUUCCCAAUGCCAUCUUUCUCAAGAGCCCCAACGGCUAUGAUAACAUGGAUGUCGACUGCGACGGCGCCGACGACAAGGCUGGCGACUGCUCUAACGACCCUUCUGGGUACGGCGCCACGGCAUUCAAGGACACUGUGAGCCAGUAUGGCAUCAAGGACCUCAAUGCCAACAUUCACCCAUAUGUGGUAUUUAACGAGCCCCCUUUCUUUGAUGCGCAGAAGCACGGUAUGAAGCCGCUCUCGGUCAUGGCUGUCGUCUGCAACAACCAGCUUUGGUACGGUAUCUGGGGUGAUACCAACCAGGAGCCCACCACUGGCGAGGCGUCCAUCUCCCUCGCGAAGCUGUGCUUCCCCAAGGAAGGCCUCAACGGCGACAAGGGCCACGGCCCCAACGACGUCUUGUACAUUGGCUUCACUGGAGACGGAGCCGUUCCUGGCAAGAAUGGCGCCAAAUGGAAGGCCUCCAACACCAAAGAGUUUGAGGACAGCAUCAAGGCGCUCGGUGAUAAGCUUGUUGCUGGCCUACCUAAGCAGAAGUAG